AUGGACGCUCAUCGUCAACGGGAAUCUAAAUGGAUGGCGCUGAUGUCCACGUGGCCUCCGGCGCAGGCAUGUCAGAGCAAGAAGGUGUGGGAGCUCUUGCAAGAAGCUGUUCCGUCUUCCGUGUGUUACCUUGUUUGGGUACACCUUACGUGUUCGAGGGGAGGUGUCCCUGCUUCUGGGGAGAUUGAGAAAGAUAUGGGAUCGCGGUUCUUCUAG
This is a messenger RNA of Laccaria bicolor S238N-H82, 216 nucleotides long. RefSeq lists its product as uncharacterized. The transcript has a single exon. Lineage: Eukaryota; Fungi; Basidiomycota; Agaricomycetes; Agaricales; Hydnangiaceae. Bases 1 to 216 code for a protein of 71 amino acids. The record is from RefSeq and is a predicted model, not a curated record.